AUGGUACCACCCCCGAAACUCCCUCUCCCCAAACCAUCCCUAUCCCCCUCCUCCACAUCCCCAUCCACCCGCUGGCUCGCCAUCCAAACCCGCGACCCCAAAUUUACCAACGCCUUCGUGUACGCCGUCCUCACAACAAAAAUCUACUGCCGCCCAACCUGUCCCGCGCGUCUCGCCCGACGAGCCAACGUCCGGUUCUACGAUACAGCUUCGCAGGCUGAGCUUGCAGGGUUUCGCCCCUGUAAGCGCUGCAAACCCGAGAUUGUCAUCAACAAUAGCAACAACUUGUUGGGGGCGGUGCAGAGAGCUUGUCAGACUAUCAGGGCUUCUGUGCAGGCGGGUUCAAAACCGACGUUGCGGAUGCUGGCGGCGGAGGCGGGGCUGACGCCGAGUCAUUUUCAUAGGGUGUUUAAAAGGGUGAUGGGCGUUACGGUGGGGAGGUAUGUGGUUGAUGUUAUAAGGAAGAGUGGUGAUGGGGAGGUGUUGGAGGGAUCGUGUAGGGAUUGGGUUGGGGGUGAGGGUGAGGGUGAGGAUGCUGGAAAUUGGCCCGUGCUAUGGAAUGACUUCGAUGUUUUACUAGCCGCUGAGGAGGAGGAUGGGUUCGUUGUUCCUACUACUGUUACAAUGCAGGAUGUACAACCUGUAGUGCCGGUGCAGGAUGAGGAACUUCUUGCUUGGCGUGCAGUAGGUUCUUACGGCGUUGGGGGAGGGUGUUCGGUUGAUGAAACGCUUGCAUUGGGUCAUGAAGCGCUGUAG
Messenger RNA from Aspergillus niger, 756 nucleotides. RefSeq lists its product as uncharacterized. Lineage: Eukaryota; Fungi; Ascomycota; Eurotiomycetes; Eurotiales; Aspergillaceae. The coding region runs from base 1 to 756 and encodes 251 amino acids. Gene Ontology annotation, molecular function: zinc ion binding; sequence-specific DNA binding; DNA-binding transcription factor activity. The transcript has 2 exons. The record is from RefSeq and is a predicted model, not a curated record. Gene Ontology annotation, biological process: DNA repair; regulation of DNA-templated transcription.